Molecule: messenger RNA, 528 nt
Organism: Nannochloropsis gaditana CCMP526
Product: trna rrna methyltransferase
Exons: 2
Coding region: 1-528 (175 amino acids)
Biological process (GO): RNA methylation; RNA processing
Cellular component (GO): cytosol
Molecular function (GO): RNA binding; RNA methyltransferase activity
Source: RefSeq, a predicted model, not a curated record
AUGUCCCGCCUCCAGUCCUUCCCUCGAUCCAUGCACCCCCUCGUCCUCAUCCUCGACAACGUCCGGAGCGCCUACAACGUGGGCUCGCUAUUCCGCACGGCCGAGACUGCCUUACUUCAAGAGUUGAUCACUUGCGGGUUCACCCCCCACCCACCCCACGAGAAGCUGAAGAAGACAGCCUGCCGGUCUUUGGAAAACGUCCCUUCGCGCCAUUUUUCCACCACCUUGGACGCGGUCAGGACAAUGAAGGAGGAAGGUUUCGUCGUCUUUGCCAUGGAAACAACGAGCCGGUCCCAGUGCUACACCCAUGUUGCCUUCCCGGAGAAAGCAGCCUUGGUUCUAGGCAAUGAGGUAAUAGGGGUAGACACAGCUGUCCUCGAGGAGUGUGACGGAGGGAUCAUAGAAAUUCCCACAUUUGGACAAAAAAAUAGUCUGAACGUGGCGAGUGCCGCGCCGGUAGUGGUCUUUGAAGUGUUGCGCCAAUGGGGGACAUUUGACAAGGCAGAAGGCAAAGUCGACAAAACAUAA